AGAAAUUAAACGUAAAACAAGAUCUCUCUCUCUUCUCACCAAAAACACAAUCCUAAUCGAUUUUGUUUAUUCACUUCAAUCCAAAUUUGCACUUCUCAUCAUGAUUUUGCUGAGUCUGUCCUACUAGAAGCUCUUCUUUUUCUCUUCUGAAACCCACCCAUACUUACCAAAUCAAUUCUUCAAUGGCUCUAAUGCAUCACACCAUUUCCUUGUCGACGCUGGUUGGAUGAAUUCUUUGGUUGAAGCACAAAAACCCCAUGUCAAAGAAUUUGUUUCCAGGAUCAAGACUGAGUCAAAGUUAAGCCUGGACUCUCCUCAACACGCUGUGUUUGUUCUUGAUAAUUUUGUUACAGGAAUGAAUGGUUUAUGAUGAAUCCCUACAUGAAUUGUUCAAAUUUGACUUGUAAGUUUGAUGGAGGUUUAUAACAAGCAUGAUCAACAAGAAAAAGAGACAAGGACGUGGUCAUUGUGGUCAUAAUAUAGCAAGCAAUCUUAUUGAACAUCGAAGCCUUCAGUGGUAAUGGUGGUUUCAGAUUCAGCCCCAAAAUAACAUCGUCAUUUCCAAACCGAUCAAGGACAUUCCCGUCAUUUCACCCUCACCCCUCGCUACUUCAGGGAAAAACCAGCAGUCAAAAAGAAAUCGGCGGCGUUGGAUGUGGUGGCGGAAGCAGCGGAGGUGGUGGUGGAGAGAGUUCAGAGGCGGCAGUGAUAGCGAACGAUCAGUUAUUACUGUACAGAGGACUAAAGAAGCCAAAGAAAGAGAGAGGAUGCACUGCAAAAGAACGUAUUAGCAAGAUGCCUCCUUGCACUGCUGGUAAACGUAGCUCUAUUUACCGUGGUGUCACCAGGCAUAGAUGGACUGGUCGAUAUGAAGCUCAUCUUUGGGAUAAGAGUACAUGGAACCAGAAUCAGAAUAAGAAGGGAAAGCAAGUAUACUUGGGGGCAUAUGAUGAUGAGGAAGCUGCAGCUAGGGCAUACGAUCUUGCUGCUUUAAAAUAUUGGGGCCCUGGAACGCUCAUUAAUUUUCCAGUUACUGAUUAUAAGAGAGAUCUUGAAGAAAUGCAAAAUGUCUCAAGGGAAGAGUAUCUGGCAUCUCUUCGGAGAAAGAGCAGUGGUUUUUCAAGAGGGCUCUCGAAGUACCGUGCACUAUCUAGUCGAUGGGACUCAUCUUGUAGUCGUAUGCCUGGAUCUGAAUACUGCAGUAGUGUAAACUAUGGUGCAGGUGAUGAUCACGCAGCCGAAAGUGAAUAUGGUGGCAGUUUUUGUAUUGAGAGAAAGAUAGAUCUGACAGGCUAUAUUAAAUGGUGGAAUUCCCACAGCACUCGUCAAGUGGAAUCCAUCAUGAAGUCAUCAGAAGAUACUAAACAUGGCUGUCCUGACGACAUUGGCAGUGAACUUAAAACGUCAGAACGAGAAGUAAAGUGUACCCAGCCAUACCAGAUGCCUCAUUUAGGCUUAUCUGUUGAAGGAAAAGGGCAUACACGUUCUACAAUAUCUGCCUUGAGCAUUUUGUCACAAUCAGCUGCUUACAAGAGCUUACAAGAGAAGGCAUCAAAAAAGCAAGAAACCAGCACUGAAAAUGAUGAGAAUGAAAACAAAAAUACUGUCAACAAAAUGGACCGUGGCAAAGCAGUAGAGAAGUCCACAAGUCAUGAUGGCUGUAGUGAGAGGCUGGGAGCUACAUUAGGAAUAACUGGGGGAUUGUCUCUUCAAAGAAAUGUGUACCCAUCGACUCCUUUCUUGUCUGCUCCUCUUCUGACCAACUACAACACAAUCGAUCCCUUAGUUGACCCCAUUCUUUGGACAUCUCUUGUUCCUGCUCUUCCUACUGGACUUUCUCGAAAUCCUGAGGUCACAAAGACUGAGACCAGUUCAACUUAUAGCUUCUUUCGGCCAGAGGAGUGAUGGUGUCUCCCCUUUCAUUCCGCAUUUUACCAAAAGACAUAUUUUCCUUUUAAUCGGGAAAAGAAGGAGCAGAAAUUAGGGAGAUUUUAGCAUCAGAUCCCUGAGACAGCCAGAGGUUCCUUGUAACCUGUGAAAAAUGCAGAUAUUUGGAAGAUUUCAGUGUGGCAAAUCCAAGGAAAAGUUUCCUCUUUUCCUUUUGAGAUGAGGCUUCUACUUCUUUUCAGCAGGUUUGUUAUACGUUCCAGAAAAUAUACAAAGGAAAAUACUAAUGUAUAUGUACAUUAAUUAUAUGUAGAAUUUCUGAAGAUGUACUACACGAAGUUUCAUAAUAUGUAAAUUAAAUUUGUGCCAUAAAGUUGGAAACUUGGAUGCGCAGAAUUUUAUUAUCGAGGACUCAGGAGGGAAAAAUGACAUUUUUUGCA
This is a messenger RNA of Populus trichocarpa (black cottonwood), 2327 nucleotides long. Its product is annotated as AP2-like ethylene-responsive transcription factor At2g41710. The record is from RefSeq and is a predicted model, not a curated record. The transcript is spliced from 11 exons. Gene Ontology annotation, biological process: regulation of DNA-templated transcription. Gene Ontology annotation, molecular function: DNA binding; DNA-binding transcription factor activity. The coding region runs from base 796 to 1905 and encodes 369 amino acids. Lineage: Eukaryota; Viridiplantae; Streptophyta; Magnoliopsida; Malpighiales; Salicaceae.